AUCGUGAUCAACAGAGCCCUCGAGUACUUUGGUCACAGUAACCCGCUACAAGACGCAAGCUGCUGCAGUGAAGGCAGCCUGACCGGCGGGGCGGCAAGGCGCGGCGUUCCAUUCUCCAAUCAGAGGCCGUAGAUUUCGAGGGCUUGACCCGCUUCCUGCUCAAAAUUUUUGUGGUCUGUGGUGGGACCCACUUAAAUUCUGCCUCUGCUCUCUUUACCCCACCAACCUGCCUCGCCCCUCCUCCUCUUGCCCUUAAAAACUUCAACCCCUCCAGAAAUUCUUGACUUCCUCUCCCUCUUACUUCCUCCGUCGGCAUACCUGAUUCGAGCAAUCUUACUGCCACUUCACGUAUCCCUCAAACUUUUCGAUCUGUGAUCGCAAAACCGUCAAAAUGGGUCGACCUUUCAUCACCAUCGCAGGCAUCGUGACCUCGACCGCGACUCGGUCGAACAGCAUCACUGACUUCAUCAUCAGCAAGGAGGACAAGACUCACAUCAACGUCGUCGUUAUCGGCCACGUCGAUUCCGGCAAGUCGACCACCACUGGUCACUUGAUCUACAAGUGCGGUGGUAUUGACAAGCGUACCAUCGAGAAGUUCGAGAAGGAAGCUGCUGAGCUCGGCAAGGGCUCCUUCAAGUAUGCCUGGGUUCUUGACAAGUUGAAGGCCGAGCGUGAGCGUGGUAUCACCAUCGAUAUUGCCCUCUGGAAGUUCGAGACCCCCAAGUACUAUGUCACCGUCAUCGAUGCCCCCGGCCAUCGUGAUUUCAUCAAGAACAUGAUUACUGGUACUUCCCAGGCCGAUUGCGCCAUUCUCAUCAUUGCCGCCGGUACUGGUGAGUUCGAGGCUGGUAUCUCCAAGGAUGGCCAGACCCGUGAGCACGCUCUCCUCGCCUACACCCUCGGUGUGAAGCAGCUCAUCGUCGCCAUCAACAAGAUGGACACCACCAAGUGGUCCGAGGCCCGCUUCAACGAGAUCAUCAAGGAGACCUCCAACUUCAUCAAGAAGGUCGGCUACAACCCCAAGACUGUUGCCUUCGUCCCCAUCUCCGGUUUCAACGGCGACAACAUGCUUGAGGCUUCCACCAACUGCCCCUGGUACAAGGGCUGGGAGAAGGAGGUCAAGGGUGGCAAGGCCACCGGCAAGACCCUCCUUGAGGCCAUCGACUCCAUCGAGCCCCCCAAGCGUCCCACCGACAAGCCCCUCCGUCUUCCCCUCCAGGACGUCUACAAGAUCGGCGGUAUCGGCACAGUCCCUGUCGGCCGUAUCGAGACUGGUGUCCUCAAGCCCGGUAUGGUCGUUACCUUCGCUCCUUCCAACGUCACCACUGAAGUCAAGUCCGUCGAGAUGCACCACGAGCAGCUCGCUGAGGGUGUCCCCGGUGACAACGUUGGUUUCAACGUGAAGAACGUCUCCGUCAAGGAAAUCCGCCGUGGCAACGUUGCCGGUGACUCCAAGAACGACCCCCCCAUGGGCGCCGCCUCUUUCGAUGCCCAGGUCAUCGUCCUCAACCACCCCGGCCAGGUCGGUGCUGGUUACGCCCCCGUCCUCGAUUGCCACACUGCCCACAUCGCCUGCAAGUUCUCUGAGCUCCUGCAGAAGAUCGACCGCCGUACUGGUAAGGCCGUUGAGGAGAGCCCCAAGUUCAUCAAGUCUGGUGAUGCUGCCAUCGUCAAGAUGGUUCCCUCCAAGCCCAUGUGCGUUGAGGCUUUCACUGAGUACCCUCCCCUCGGUCGUUUCGCCGUCCGUGACAUGCGUCAGACCGUCGCUGUCGGUGUCAUCAAGAAGGUCGAGAAGGCCGCUGCUGGUUCCGGCAAGGUCACCAAGUCCGCUGCCAAGGCUGGCAAGAAAUAA
This is a messenger RNA of Podospora pseudocomata, 1852 nucleotides long. RefSeq names its product translation elongation factor EF-1 alpha (gene TEF-1). Gene Ontology annotation, molecular function: GTP binding; translation elongation factor activity; GTPase activity. The record is from RefSeq and is a predicted model, not a curated record. Gene Ontology annotation, biological process: translational elongation; translation. NCBI's taxonomy places the organism in Eukaryota, Fungi, Ascomycota, Sordariomycetes, Sordariales, Podosporaceae.